AUGCUAAUUGAGAUUUUUCUCUUUAUUUCGAUCUUCGCGAUAUCAUUUGGUAAUGAUGAACUCGAAGAUCAUUCAGAUGCUCUUGACUCAGUGGGUUCACCACAAAUCAUUCGUCAUUCACACUUUGAUCAACAUUUUCGACUUGGUCUAAAGCUUAUUGUGAUGUGUGAAGCCGAGGGACUCCCCAGGCCACAACUUCGAUGGUACAAAAAUGGAGCCGAGCUUUCCCCGGAAAGCCAUAUUCAGCUAAGCGAAAAGCACAUUUCUUUGGUGAGAAUUCGAUCGCGUGUCGAGAUUGAUCCAACGACGCUUUCUGACAGAGGAACCUAUUCGUGUUUGGCCACAAAUCCUCAUGGAAGUGAUCUCAAAUCGAUCCGAGCUAACAUUGAUUUC
Messenger RNA from Mesorhabditis belari, 393 nucleotides. Lineage: Eukaryota; Metazoa; Nematoda; Chromadorea; Rhabditida; Rhabditidae. The record is from the annotation of a GenBank genome assembly.